GCCCUGCACAAAUGCAUGCAGGAUUAUGUUUCAGAUGAAGUUUAUCUAGAAGCUGGUGUUCAAAAUAUCACCUCUGGACCAUUGUGUUUGGAAAAAGUUGAUUUAGAACCAUCACCUUACUUUAAUGUAACACCAAUGAAUCAUUUGCCUGAAAAUACAAAGUCAUUGGUAUUUGGACAAAUGAAUGUUGUAAAUCCUCAUGACACAAGACAGUAUUUAUACUGCUUAAAGCCAAAGCCUGAAGCCAAGAAUAAUCCAAGUGCCUUACGCCAAGCUACUGCCAUAGGCAAACUAGACAUUGUGUGGCGAACUAACAUGGGUGAUCGAGGUCGACUUCAGACAAGUCAGUUGCAGAGAAUGGCACCUCAGUAUGGUGAUGUAAGAGUAACUGUUGAAAAAAUUCCCAGCAUGGUUUGUCUUGAAGAGCAGUUUGAUGUGGGAUUAUCAAUCACCAAUAUAUGUGAGCGUGUUUUGGAGCUGAAUCUUGACUUUCUUAAUGGCGGGGGAGGAUCAGAAUGGAGUGGAGUCAGUAGUCGUAGCUUACCUCCUUUGCAGCCGGGAGAGAGUACGCAGCUCACUCUUCAUAUUGUGCCCUUACAAACUGGAUUACAGACAAUUGCUGGAGUUCGUCUCACUGACACUUUCCUCAAACGUACAUAUAAAUAUGAAAAUCUUGCACAAGUCUUUGUAAAUAAUGAAAAAUCAGAGGAAAAGCAAGCUUUCUUCUCCUCAUGGAUGAACUAUGGUGCCUAAAACUGUACAGUUCUUGCUUUUUCUUUCAAACACCAGGGCUUACUGGUAAUUUCUUUUGUUUUCAUGAUCAUCUCCAGGAGUAAUUAAUAUUUGAAUGUCAUAUUCACUAUUCUGUGGUUGUUCUUAUGAAAUUUUGUUGGUAUAAGUGCUUUUACAUUUUUAUGAAAAAAUAAUUUAUAUCUGUUUGACUACGAUUAAUUGCUCUUCCAAAGAAAUGGUAAUUAACAUUGUUUCCAUUGCUAAGAUUUCAGGAAAGAUAUUCUAAUACCAAAUGCAAUAUACUGUUGAAAGUUGGCUAGUGUCAAAUAAUAAUCAUCUAGAUUUGAAAAAUGUUCUUUUGUGCUGAUUUUGCUCAUAGCUAUUGUAGUUGCCCAUCUGGUUUAAAUGGCAGAAUAACAUUAAUGCACAUUGUUGUUAGGUAAUAAGCAUUUUGUUUGAAUGCAGUUAAUUUUGUUUGGUAUGGAUUAUGCUUGUAGUAAAGGAAAGCCAUUUACUUAAUUACUGAUCACACUUCUGGAGAAGUUAAUGUUGUUAACUGUUCAGAUAUGUAUUGUAAGAUAGGUGAGGGUUGUGCUGCAAUGCAUUCCGUUGUCAAAACUAGUGUGAUGUUGAUUUUAUUCAUGUAUUAAAUCUUAUAAAAACA
This is a messenger RNA of Macrobrachium nipponense, 1396 nucleotides long. Its product is annotated as trafficking protein particle complex subunit 13-like. The record is from RefSeq and is a predicted model, not a curated record. Bases 16 to 753 code for a protein of 245 amino acids. NCBI's taxonomy places the organism in Eukaryota, Metazoa, Arthropoda, Malacostraca, Decapoda, Palaemonidae. The transcript has 6 exons. Gene Ontology annotation, cellular component: TRAPPIII protein complex.